Messenger RNA from Trichogramma pretiosum, 1433 nucleotides. RefSeq names its product uridine diphosphate glucose pyrophosphatase-like. Lineage: Eukaryota; Metazoa; Arthropoda; Insecta; Hymenoptera; Trichogrammatidae. The record is from RefSeq and is a predicted model, not a curated record. Gene Ontology annotation, molecular function: UDP-sugar diphosphatase activity. Gene Ontology annotation, biological process: ribose phosphate metabolic process; nucleoside phosphate metabolic process. The transcript has 3 exons. The coding region runs from base 507 to 1169 and encodes 220 amino acids.
AUUUAAAAGCCAGUUGUCUGCUGUGACUGUGACGUUUCAGAGGGGAUGAAACGUUGCAUGUUGAGUUACCAUUGGCGAACAGAUGAACUUUUUAGCAGUUCGGAAAUUCACAAAAUACACGCGAAAAUAAUAAAAAAGAAUUAAUCAUUACAAUUAUGUAGAGUAACAUUUGGACGAAAUUUAACUAAAAAUCACAGUUCAUUUAAUAACAAAUAUGUGCAAGAAAAAAACCUCGUCAUAGUUAUAAUAUUUAAUUACAAAGUGGCAAGCUCGAAGGUUUACCCACUGACCAGUGGUGGCGCGACGUUUAUUUUGUUUGAUACCAUCCCCGCCAAUUAUUAUCAUUUGACAUUUACACACACGAGUUGUGAUUCUGACUUUCUAAGGCGCCAGCUAAACGUGAGUUUGGGAAAUUAGCACUCAGUUAACCUGCAGCUUCUUACUUUCCUUAUACAGUGUUUGUUUAUGCGGCUUGACGUAUGUUUAUAUGAGAUCCAAAGUUGAAAAUGACAGAUGCAAACAAGAAAAACAUCGUGGAGCGAAUAAAUGACUUGACCAAAUUUAGCCUGGUCCCUUUACCUGCUAACAGUGGAUGGUUGAAGCCAGUCCGUGUGAACUAUGUGCAAGACGGCAAGAGCAAAAACUGGGAUCUGGCAUUGGUCGACGAUGGUGUGAUGAUUGUCACCUUCAAUCGCAGCAGUCGAAAGUUCGUGCUCGUUAAGCAAUUCCGUCCAGCGGUGUACCUUAAUCGAAUGCCCAAAGGAGCUGAAGUAGAUUUUGAAAAAUAUCCAGCCAAGCUUGGAGUCACGAUUGAGCUAUGCGGAGGUACCGUUGACAAAAACAAAACUUUGGCUGAAAUAGCGCAGGAUGAACUCAAGGAAGAGUGCGGCUACGAAGCACCUUUAUCCGCUUUUGAGUACAUUACUACGACAAGGUCUAUAGGAGCAGUAACUGGAGCACAAACUAUUUUUUAUGUUGAAGUUAACGAUGAUAUGCAUACUCAAGCUGGAGGAGGACUAGAGGAAGAAGGUGAACUGAUUGAAGUUAUUAAUAUGAGCAUACCAGAAGUUAAAGAAUACAUGAAAUCUGAAGACUUUAAUAGCCCAUUGAACUUUCUUUUUGGCAUCGAAUGGUUUUUACACAAUAAGAAAAAUGUAUACGAGUGUUAGCUCUUGGCAAGCUAAAAUAUUUCAAUUGUUAGCAAAAUUAAAUAAUUUUCAAUAAAAUUUUUCAAAUACAUAAAAUUAACAUAAUUGAAAAAUGAAAAACAAUCUGCUAAUUCUAAUUUAUGUGAGUCAGAUUUUUUCAUGCUACAUACUAUUAUGCAUUACUAAAAGUUCAGAUGUGAAUUUCAUUUCAUUAAACUCAAGUAAGUAAUAAACCUCAACCAGCUAUUUCUAUUUAAAUUCACAAAAAGAAAACAAAAAUUUGUU